Molecule: messenger RNA, 267 nt
Organism: Maudiozyma barnettii
Lineage: Eukaryota; Fungi; Ascomycota; Saccharomycetes; Saccharomycetales; Saccharomycetaceae
Gene: MAK31
Product: Mak31p
Exons: 1
Coding region: 1-267 (88 amino acids)
Molecular function (GO): RNA binding
Source: RefSeq, a predicted model, not a curated record
AUGGAUACCCUGACAUUGAAGGAUAUAAUUGGAUCCACCCUAUAUAUAACAGUCAGUGAAGUCCGUUUACUGAAAGGCACUUUAGUCGCUAUUGAUGCUCAAGCUAAUUUGUUACUCGAUGAAGUCGAAGAGUGUUGUCCCGAUAAUGUGCGUAAGUUGGGAUUGGUCAGUGUUCCGUUCCUCACUAUACGUGAUAUACAGAUCCAGAAAAGUUAUGUGAAUAGGUUGGAAGAUUACAAAAGACAACUUCAGAAAAAUAUUAUUUAA